This is a messenger RNA of Drosophila subobscura, 798 nucleotides long. RefSeq names its product DBF4-type zinc finger-containing protein 2 homolog. NCBI's taxonomy places the organism in Eukaryota, Metazoa, Arthropoda, Insecta, Diptera, Drosophilidae. The record is from RefSeq and is a predicted model, not a curated record. Bases 65 to 793 code for a protein of 242 amino acids. The transcript has a single exon.
UACAAAAAUUUAAAUUCUUUAUUUUUUUUUCGAUAUUUUUUUGGAAAUUGUUUGAUUUGACAAAAUGUGUUCUCCUUGCGGACCGGGAUGUGGACCCUGCGACCCCUGCUGUGGGCCCUUCGAGUGCUCCCCCAAGUGCUACAACUCGGCACAGCUGGAGGCGUUGCCGCAAUGUGCACCGCGCAUACCGCCGCCCUUCCCCAAGUGCAUCACCGUGCAGCAGCCACCUCGCAUGAUCUGCAAGAAGCGGGUCGUGUUCACCGAGAAGAUUGUGCCGGAGCCGAUGGUCGUUAACCGAUGCAGGCAGAUCACGAUCCCCAAGGUGGUCGAUGCCACGCGAGUCAUCAAGGUGCCGAAGCUGAUUUGGGUCUCGCAGAUGGUGCGGGAGCCACGCGUCAUCUACUACCCGUCGAUGAUACCGGACCCGUACGUCGUCUGCUACCCGAAGCAGGUCUGCGAGCCCAGGGAGGUGUGCCAGUCGAUCCUUUGCCAGCCGAAGCCGCAGACGAUCGACAUCCCUCCUCCGAGGGAGUACUGCUGCUACCCCAAUGGACCCAUCAACUACAAGCCGAGCGCCGCCUGUCCGCCGUGCCCCAUUGGACCCUGUGCCCCGGGCGGAGGAUGCUGCCCCUUGCCGUGCUUCUCCACCAACCAGUAUCCCAUUGCCGAGGGCCGCUGUGGCCCUUGUGGUCCCUGUGGCCCCUGUGGGCCUAGAUGCGGACCCUGUGGCCCCUGCGGACCGGGCUCCUGUGGACCAGGACCCUGUGGCUAUGGUCCUUGCGGUCCUUGUUAAGCAAC